UUAUUUUCAGGCAAAGGCCCGCGACCCACUGAAAACGGGUCCGUGACCCACCAGUUGAGAAUCACUGAUGUAGAGGAUCACAUUGUCUGCAUACAGUGAUAACUUUAUAUUCUACCUCUUAUUUUAGAGUUUCUGUAAACGGUUUAAUUUCUUUUGUGUAUUUAUAUAAUUUUUAAUCAACUGAACCAAAUAUAAAACACCAGGAGAACAAACGUGAUCCAACAUUAGAAUAAACGCUCUUUGUUUAUUAUAUUCACAGUUCUAGUGGAGACCUGGUCGGGGUUUAUUAUAUUAGGAAUAAUGGUUUUAGUCUAACUAAAAGAAUUGAGGUGAGUUAUUAAUAUUCUAUAUUUAAUAAAGCUAUUGGUCGAUCUGUUAAUACUUUACCUUCUUUAUAUAUGAAUGUGAUCGUUUUCCUUCAGUCUGCUUGAAUAUGUUUUUUUUAUAUUUUUUUGUGUUUCAUGCUGGGAUGUUGUUUUAACUGUUUUGAAGUAUAAGGGUAUAGUAUAGUAUAUAAUAAAAUCAAUGUCUCAGAUCCACAGAGACUUCAUCGUGCCGUUGGAGCGAGAAGGGUUCAUCCUCCGCAUGUAUGACAUCAUCAAGAAGGCGGAGUCCAUGAUGAUGGUGCAUCAACAGCAGCCGGCCGACAGCAACAGGUCGUCUCACCUGUCGCUGACUGACUCAACUGGUCUCUCCAGGACUCUGUCCUCGUCUUCACUUCCUGACAUUGCAGAUUCAGACCCCUCCCCCUUGAAGGGCGGAGACUUCUACAUCGACCGCGAGGCCACGCCCACCGUCAGACCGCUGAGGUCACAGUCUUUCCACACCUCCUCGGUGAACAAACCUUCAGUCUUAAACGUCGGUCGUUUCCAGGUGACGCCCUCUAAAGUCAUUCCUGCUGUCCGUCACCAGGAGCCCCGCCCCCUCUGUCAGGCCACACCCACCGCCCACUCCCCACCUCCCUCCGGGGCAAACCAAUCAGAAAGCUCAGAGAGCAGCUCGAGCAAAUCAGAGAGGAGCACGGGGGUCAAGGUCUGCCCGCCUGUUCUUGUCCAGGGUUUCCACAGCAACCCUUGUGGACAGGAGGAAGAGGAGAAGAGGAGGGGGGGGGGUCGGAGGCUGAGUGUCAGCCUGUGGGAGGGGCCGCCUGGCAGCUUCGGCCAAUCGUGGAGCCACUCAGCACAUUACGUCAGCUCUGAUGAAUCAGAGAGCGAGAACGAGGAGAUGUGGGUGGAGCUGCGGGAGCUUCGCGAAAGACACCAUGUGGAAGUGCAGAACCUGCAGGCCAAUCAGAAGCGAGAGAUCGAGGAGCUGUACCUGAGGAUGGGUAAAGUCCCGCCCCCUGGUAUCGUCUCCCCGGCGGCCAUGUUGAACCACCGCCAACGCCGCCUCUCCAAGACCGGGAACCCUCGCAGGAGCAGCCUACAGAGACUGGAGGUGCUGCCCCCUGCAGGUAUCAUGAGGAAGAGCUUGGCCAGCAGCACCGGGUCUCAGGAGAGAGCAGGGAGGGGCGUCACGUUCGCCCCCGAGCACAGCGGCACGAUGACCUCAUUCAGCAGGAUGCAGCGUCUCAGGGUUAUGAAGGUUCUCAGGGUCCUGGUCCUGGUCCUGGUUCUGGGGUCUGUGCAGCGUUCAGAGUGUGUGCAGUGUUUUGCACGUUUCAACCUGACCCUGGGUCAGUGUGAUGAAGAGCUCGGUGAGGUGGAGGAAGACGACUGCUGUCAGAAUCCUCACUUUGGUUACCAGGCAACAGACGGAGUGUGUCGUUCCUGUGGUCCUCCAGUGUGGUCUCCCUGGUCGCCUUGGUCACAGUGUAACAUCCUUUGUGGAGAAGGAGUGAUGCAGAGAAGCAGGAAGUGUUUUGGUAUCGGAGUCUCAGAAUGUGAGAAUCCUGAAGAGAAACUGGAGACAAAAGCCUGUAACGGGACCUGCUGUGAUGGUACACACACACAAUACACACACAAUACACACAUGUUGAAUUUGUACAUCAUAAAUGUGUGUGUAUGUGUGUGUGUGUGUCUGUCUGUAUGUGUGGUUGUGUCUGUAGGUAAGGGGUGGGGCUUGUGGCUCACCUGGUCUCCCUGCUCGGUGACCUGUGGAGGAGGCGGAGUCAGGAGCAGAGAGAGAGUCUGUUCUCGUCCUGAAUGUCACUUGGCCUGCACAGGUCCUUCAGAGGAGACAGACAGGUGUCCAACCCACACCAGCUGUCCAGUUCAUGGUGGGUGGUCCAGGUGGUCCGGUUGGCGUGAUUGUUCAGGUUCUUGUAUCAGUGAUGUCAUCGUCCCCUCCAGAGUGCGAUAUCGUUCUUGCUCUAGCCCCGCCCCUUCCAAUGACACCGUGCCAUCUGGCAACAGUUGCCCUGGAGACGGGUUCCAGACCAAAGACUGCAGCGAGCUCCCCAACUGUCCAGUGGACGGAGGUUGGGGGUCUUGGUCUCCCUUAUCUUCCUGUCCUGUUACCUGUGGGGUGGGGCUUCAGGAGUCACUCAGGAGAUGUGAUAGCCCCGCCCCCAAACAUGGCGGCCGGCCAUGUCCUGGAGAGGGACGUAGAACCAGCAUCUGUCGAACCAACUCCCACUGUCCAGUGGACGGCAUGUGGUCAGAGUGGUCUCGAUGGGGCCAGUGUAAAUACGCAUUCGAGAAGAAGGACAUCCACUGUAAGCAGAUCGGAGGAAGACAGACCAGAGACCGUAUGUGUCUUCAUCGAGCUCACAACGGGUCUAUCUGCAGAGGGGACACUCUGAUGGAGAGUAGGGUCUGCUAUGAUGUCACCAGCUGUUACCCUCGGGGCAGCUGGGACGGCUGGAACGAGUGGAGUUUGUGUUCUCCGCCCUGUGGAGGAGAAUCCCAACGCCGAAGGACUAGAAGAUGUAAACCUGAUUACAGCGACUACAAGUGAGUUUACUGUCUGGAGACUGGGGGACGAGUGGGGGACAAAGGGGGACGAGUGCGGGAUGCGUGGAGGACGAGUUGAGGACGAGUGGAAGACAAUAGAGGGACGAGAGGAGUUCAAAUCUAAC
Anarrhichthys ocellatus (wolf-eel) is the source of this 3019-nucleotide messenger RNA. Its product is annotated as properdin-like. Bases 526 to 2898 code for a protein of 790 amino acids. Lineage: Eukaryota; Metazoa; Chordata; Actinopteri; Perciformes; Anarhichadidae. The transcript has 13 exons. The record is from RefSeq and is a predicted model, not a curated record.